GAAUGAAAGUUAGGAAUACUACAAAUCAAAUACGACGCAGCUGUUACUUUUUGUGCGCGAAUGAAUGCGCGUGUGCAAUGCGCGUCGAGGGACAGGAAGAUAGUUGUUUUUCACCUCAGCCGUCUCACACACAGAAGUCACACAUGCUGAUGGAAAAUGAGCCGUUUCUGACGGCUCUGACGCUGAUGUUCUAUGAUGGCCGGUCGAAAGGCGCCGUCACUGUCACCAUGAAACGAUAUGACGGCCGGAAUCGUCCAGAGCCGCGGCCGGGCACCAAGAACGCUGCCAAAAACCCGCUGCCCAAGCCCGAGCAAUACCAGUGCCUUGUCCGGGCGCGGCUCCGACAAAAGAAGAUCAGCACCGUGGUCUCCGGUCAGAACGUGGAAAAGUUCCAGGAGGCCUACUCGAAGCUGAUGCUCUCCAGCAUGGACUCCCUGAAGCGGGUAAAGAAGGCGAAAACGGCGCGGAUGGCGCAGUAGCGCUGGCGCAUCAUUGCCAUCUGUUGGGGGCGGCUGGAACUAGGUCUGUGGAGCGGCCGGCCGGUCGUUGUCUCUACGGAGCGGCGCCGGCCGGCUGACUCGAAGGACCUCUGGCCACCAUUGGGGCGGGACGGGGCCGUGAAAAGGACUUUCCUGAGGCGCGCGCCUUGCUGUGAUCUCGGGUUGGCCCUGCGCGCCGGUGGCUAUACAUUCCUCCGGCGGCUGGGACGGUGUGUGUCGCGCCUACCGUCCGCCGCCGGCCGCCGCGACACCUGCCGAGCGGUGCCGACUCGCGCUCAGAUACAAUAUAUCUAUCGGUUCUUA
This is a messenger RNA of Amphibalanus amphitrite, 803 nucleotides long. RefSeq names its product signal recognition particle 14 kDa protein-like. Gene Ontology annotation, molecular function: endoplasmic reticulum signal sequence receptor activity; 7S RNA binding. The transcript has 5 exons. Gene Ontology annotation, biological process: SRP-dependent cotranslational protein targeting to membrane. The record is from RefSeq and is a predicted model, not a curated record. Gene Ontology annotation, cellular component: signal recognition particle, endoplasmic reticulum targeting. The coding region runs from base 3 to 479 and encodes 158 amino acids. Lineage: Eukaryota; Metazoa; Arthropoda; Thecostraca; Balanomorpha; Balanidae.